Arctia plantaginis is the source of this 210-nucleotide messenger RNA. The record is from the annotation of a GenBank genome assembly. Lineage: Eukaryota; Metazoa; Arthropoda; Insecta; Lepidoptera; Erebidae.
AUGAUUUUAUGCGAAAUAAAGUGUCUACGAGUCAACCACGUCAGUGUUAAGAUAUUACACUCAAGCAACAACAGAGAAUCCUGUGCGUUGAAAAAGACGUCAUUUGGCACAUUCAAAAGUCAGGACCAAAUUACAGAACAUAGGUUAAAGAAUGAAACCAAACACGAGCUCAGUGAUUUUGACGAUGAAGGCGAGGACCUAAAUUUUUAG